Messenger RNA from Quercus lobata, 3994 nucleotides. RefSeq names its product TMV resistance protein N-like. The record is from RefSeq and is a predicted model, not a curated record. Gene Ontology annotation, molecular function: ADP binding; protein binding; ATP hydrolysis activity. NCBI's taxonomy places the organism in Eukaryota, Viridiplantae, Streptophyta, Magnoliopsida, Fagales, Fagaceae. Gene Ontology annotation, biological process: signal transduction; defense response. The transcript has 6 exons. Bases 222 to 3266 code for a protein of 1014 amino acids.
GGCGGCUACUUGCACACAAACACUAAUAAUAAAAUGAAUUGUUGACUAUCUUUCUCAUAGUGCCUACCAGUCAAAAUACAGAGAAUCUCAAUCCUAAUUUGCAAAUUCAUCGAUAGACACUAAAAUUCUCUUAUUUUUGUUCCUAUAUUCUCCAACUCUGUUAACAUUCUCUGGUUAUCUGGUACAUCGUUUUACAAGCUGGUAAAUUUCCAGUUGCUUCCAUGGCCACUCAAACAGCUUCCUCUUCCUCUUCCUCUUCUUCUUCUUGGAAAUAUGAUGUCUUCCUUAGUUUUUGCGGUGUUGACACCCGCAAGACUUUUACAGACCAUCUCUAUACUGCUUUGAAACAGAAAGGUAUUAUCACCUUUAGGGAUGAUGAGAAACUUGAGCGAGGAAAAUAUAUUUCUGCAGAACUCUUGAAAGCAAUAGAAGAGUCCAAGUAUGCGAUCGUUGUUCUCUCACCAAACUACGCUUCUUCAAGGUGGUGCUUGAUUGAACUAGCAAAGAUUGUUGGAUGCAUGAAGGUGAUCGGGUUGACAGUUUUGCCAGUAUUUUUCCAUUUGGAUCCCUCUGAUGUACGGAACCAGAUGGGAACUCUCGUUGAAGCCUUUGCUAAACAUGAAAAAGAUCCUAAGGUCAGCACUGAAGAUGUACAAGCAUGGAAAGGUGCUUUGAAAGAAGUGGGCAAUAUCUCCGGAUGGCAUUUACAUGAUAGACAUGAAUCAAUAGUUAUCCAAGAAAUUCUUAAAAGCAUAUUUACUGAAUUGAAUUGCAAAUUCUCAAGUACUGAUUCUAAGGACCUUGUUGGAAUAGACUCCCGUGUGAAAGAAAUGUUGGAUCCAUAUUUGAAUGAAGGGUUGAGUAGUGUUCGCUUUGUAGGGAUUUGCGGGAUGGGAGGAAUGGGUAAAACAACUCUCGCAGAAGAAAUUUAUAAAAAAAUUUCUAGUAACUUUGAAACUAGCAUCUUUAUUGCUAAUAUUAGAGAAGAAACUAAAAAUCAAUGUCUAUUUUCUUUACAGAAACAACUUCUUUCUAAAAUCCUUAUGGAAAGCAAGAUAAACAUAUGGGAUGUUCGUGAGGGAGUCAAUCUUUUAAGGAACAGAUUACGUAAUAAGAAGGUUCUUAUUGUUCUUGAUGAUGUGGACAGAGAAGAACAACUAGAAGCAUUAGCAGGGAAACAUGAUUGGUAUGGUCUAGGGAGUAGAAUUAUUGUAACAAGUAGAGAUAGCCAUUUGUUGAGAAGACAUGGAAUGGAUGAUAUAUAUAUAGCUAAAGGGUUGAAUGAUGAUGAAGCUUUGGAGCUUUUUAGUUGUAGAGCUUUCAAGAAACCCCAUCCUGAGGAAAAUUAUGGGGAUUUGUCUAAGGAUUUUGUGAAUUAUGCUAAUGGCCUUCCUUUAGCACUUAAAGUAUUAGGUUCUGCAUUAUUUGGUAGAAGAAUGGAUGCAUGGAAGAGUGCUCGAGAUAAACUAAAAGCAGAACUUGAUAGCAACAUUAUGGAUAUACUUCAAAUAAAUUUUGAUGGGCUAAUGGAUACACAAAAGGAACUAUUUUUACAUAUUGCAUGUUUCUUCAAAGGAGAGGAUGUAUAUUGCAUAAGAGAUAUACUAGAAAGUUUUGGUUACUAUCCAGACUAUAAUAUUGAUGUUCUUAUGGACAAAUGUCUCAUUACCAUUAAUGAAAUGGGAACUUUGUGGAUGCAUGAUUUGCUACAAGAAAUGGGUCAAGAAAUUGUUCGUCGUGAAUCUCCUAAAGAGCCGGGUGGACGUAGUAGGUUGUGGCUGUAUGACGAUAUCCUUCAUGUGUUGAAGAAUAAUACAGGAACAGAGGUAGUUGAAGGCAUAGUUCUAAAAAAACCUAUUCAUAAAGAGGAACAAUUGAAUGCUAAAGCCUUUUCAAAGAUAAAAAAAUUGAGAUUGCUUAAAAUUGGUAAUGUGCAAGCUCCACAAGGCCUCAUUAGAGGUAAUGUGCAACUACUACAAGGCCAAAUUAAAGGUAAUGUGCAACUUCCACAAGGACUCAAAUAUCUCCCUAAUGAGUUACACAUUAUAGAAUGGCAUGGAUAUCCUUUAAAAUCUAUGCCAACAAGUUUCAAACCAAACAAACUUGUUGAAUUCAUAAUGCAUUGCAGCAACAUCAAACAACUGUGGAAAGGAACUAUGCAGAAUUUAGAUGGGUUAAAACUCAUAGACUUGAGUGACUCUCAAAACUUGAUUGAAACCCCGAACCUUAGUGGAGUCCCAAAUCUUAAGCAACUAAUUCUUCGACAUUGCACAAGUUUGUAUAAGAUUCAUGAAUCUCUUGGAAAUCUUAAAUUGCUUAUUCGAUUGGAUCUGAAUGGUUGCGAACGCCUUGAAAGCUUUCCACACAAGAUCAACUUGGAAUCUCUUGAAAUUUUUGUUCUUUCUGGUUGUUCAAGAUUGAAGAAGUUUCCUAAGAUUGUGGGAAAUAUGUCACGUUUGUCAGAGCUUUAUUUGAACGAGACUGAUAUCAAAGAUCUACCAUUAUUUGUGGAGCAUUUAACUGGGCUUAUUAAAUUGGAUUUAGGAUACUGCAAAAACCUUUCAAGUCUUCCUGAUGCCAUUUGUAGUUUGACGUCUCUAAAAACUCUUAGUUUAUCUGGAUGCUCAAAACUUUACAAAUUACCAGAGAACUUGGGGAAUCUUGAAGGUUUGGAGGAGCUUGAUCUAACUGAAACUGCUAUAAGAGAGCUACCUUCCUUAAAUUAUCUAAAAGUACUACAUCUACAUGGAUGUAAAGAGUUAUCACCUAAAUCAUCAAAUAAGUUCCUCAGUUUUCCUUUAAUGCACGGAAGAAGAAGUCCAAAUCCCAUGGCUAUGUUAGAGCAUUCUUUAUCAGGCUUAUGGUCUUUGACCGAUCUGGAUCUAAGUUAUUGCAAUCUUCAAGCAAUUCCUUAUAUUCUUGGCUCCAUGUCAUCUUUAGAAAAUUUAAAUCUAAGAGGAAAUAAUUUUGUUUGCCUUCCUAAAAGCAUCAUUGAACUAUCUAAACUGCAAAGGCUUUAUUUGAGUGGUUGCACAAGUCUUCAAUCAUUGCCCAAGCUUCCAUUAAGUAUUAAAGCAAUUGAUGCAACAGAGUGUACCUCAUUGGAAACAUUAUCAUUCAGACCAGAAGAUGAUUUUCAUCCAGAAUUUUGUCUUCUCAAUUGUGACAAAUUGAUUGAGAAUCAAGGCUAUAGUGACAUGUUGUUAACAAUGUCAAGACGUUAUUUCAUCAAGGGGCUGGAAACAAGCAUUGAAUCAAGUCGAUGAUAAUGGAUUCAGUCAGAUUGAGAUCAUAUUUGAAACCGAUGGUCUAGGCUUGAAGGUUACAAAAUGUGGUGCCCAUUUGGUAUUUGAGCAGGAUGUUGAAGAUCUCAAACAAAAUAUGGUUAGGCCUAGCAGCUGUAGCAUCACUCCUUAUGACAAUGAUUUAGAAGAUUCAACAAAAAAUACCAAAAUUAAGCGAAGUCAUGAUGACUUGGUGGGGAUGAGGCUGGACCUAGUGGAGAAGGUACCUCUAACUCUAAUGAUGGAAACAUACCACAACCAAAAAGGAUUCGACUCUCUAAUCUAAUUGAAAGAUUCACUCCAAUUUUGGGAAAUUUGUUUGGAAAUUUAAGCACACAAUUACAAGGAAACUCUGAUUGUGAGGAAGAGGAAUCCCCGUGAAAGUGGCAGCUUUGAUGAAUUUGCAGGGUUCUUUUUUCCUGAUUUUUGGUAUUUUGGAUACGAUGAAAUUAUUGGACUUUUUUUGGCAACGAGAUAUUAUCACAUUGCUAGCAGGCAAGAAGAUGUGUGCAAUUUCUUUUGAAACCAAAGUGAUAGAAGAUAUGUGCAAUUGAUUGUGUGCUCAUCAUUUUUGUUCAAUUUUGUUAGAGGGUCGGCACUUUUGCUGUUCUAUUUAUGGUAUUUGCUAUAAUUUUCCAUAGGAGAUUACAAUAGAUGCAUGCCACUUCAAUGUGUAAUCAAAUGGAAAGAAGAAAAUUUGGGCCCUUUUU